This is a messenger RNA of Micromonas pusilla CCMP1545, 1701 nucleotides long. RefSeq lists its product as uncharacterized. The record is from RefSeq and is a predicted model, not a curated record. The transcript has 3 exons. The coding region runs from base 1 to 1701 and encodes 566 amino acids. Lineage: Eukaryota; Viridiplantae; Chlorophyta; Mamiellophyceae; Mamiellales; Mamiellaceae.
AUGCUCGCGAAGCGCGACCUCGCGGUGAUGUUCCUCAGCCUCUUCGCGGUGUACCACUCGCUCCUUCGCGACGGCGUCGUGUCCUUCGAUCGCGCGUGGUACGUCCCCGCGGAGGAAUCCUCCGACGAUCUCGCCGCGUCCUCCGCGCGGGGCGAUCGCGCGGGCCCCGGGACCUUCGCGUCGUCCGCGCGUUUCGGCGGCGGAGGGGUCGCCGCGACGCGAUCCUCGCGCGCGCCGCCGCCGGUGUUCUUCGACCUGAACGGCGACGGCGUGAACGAGAUGAUCGUCGCGUCGAGGACCCUCGCGGAGAUCCGCGUGGUGUCCGUGCCGUCGUCCGCGUCGCGACGACGACGACGCGACGGAGGCGGCGGCGCGGGAGGCGACGGAGGCGGCGAUCACGGCGACGAGGGGAUCCACGACGACGACGCGGACGUGUUCGCCGCGCUGACGACGACGGCGACGGCGUCGCUGCUCCCGGCGAACACGCGCGUCGUCGCGGGGCGGACGCCGAUCGCGCUCGCGGCGGGGCAUCUGACGCCUCCCCGCUCCUCCGGAUCCUCCUCCCGCGCGAACUCGAACGUUAAAACUCGAAAAGCGGUCGUCGUCGUCGUCACCAGCGGAUGGCACCUCCUCUGCUUCGACCACAACCUGAGGCUGCUCUGGGAGGUGGCCCUCAGCGGCGAGUUCCCGAGACGCGCGCGAAUUCGCGAAGUCGCCGUCGUCGUCUCGGCGCACGCGACGUACGAGGGCGACGUCGGCGCGGUGAUCGUCGGCGGACGCGUCGAGACGGGGACGCGCGACGACGACGACGAGGGCGGUGGCGGCGGCGACAGCCUCGGCGACGCGUUCGAGAGACAGCUGGACGACGAGGACGUGCUCCGGACGCACCGCGGCGGCGCGAAGGCCACCGCGCGGGAGAUGGAAGCCGCGGAGAAGGACGGGUCCAACGCGGAGGGCGACGGCACGGGCGCGGGAAAAGGCCGGCUCGAUCGAUCGCGGCACUUCAACUACUACGCGUUCGAGGGCAAGACCGGCGCGCGGCGAUGGAAGCACGAGAGCGAGGAUUUUCACCGCGACGUCGACGCGCUCGUCGAUCGCCUCACGCCGCAGCACGACUACCGGCUCGACGCAGGCGCGUUCACGUUUACACUGGUUCCCAUACGACCCCCGGCGCUCGAGGGGAGACACUACGGCGAGGUGUCGUGCCGAGAAUUCCGCGAGAGCGUGGUGAAGCGCGCGCUGCCGCAUCAGUGGAGGGAACGCGAGGACACGAGGCUCGUCGUCGCGGCGUUCGAGAAGCACAAGCCGCACAAGGGCGCGAGAUCGAACGCGGUCGGGAGAGGCGGCGCCGCGACGGUUGACGGUUCGUCUUCGCGCGGCGCGCGAGGCGCGGAGCACGGCACGAACGCGUUCGCGCGCGCGUUGGGAACGACCGCGCGCGCGGUCGCGACCGGAGGCGCCUCGAACCGCGGCGGCGCGUCGUCCAGGGGCCCUGGAGGAAAGACGACGACGGCGACGCGGAACACGCAUCGCCGCGUGAAGCGUCCGUCGAGCGGCGGCGACCCGCCGAACGUCGUCGUCGCGCACGUCGAGGAAGGGAUCGAGAUUUUACACCUGCACACCGGCCGGACGCUGUGUAAGGCGCGUUCUAUACACUGGUCCCCAUACGACCGCGUUGGCGUGGUGAACGCCGAUCCUUAA